This is a messenger RNA of Drosophila willistoni, 701 nucleotides long. RefSeq names its product vacuolar protein-sorting-associated protein 25 (gene Vps25). Gene Ontology annotation, cellular component: ESCRT II complex. The coding region runs from base 107 to 631 and encodes 174 amino acids. Gene Ontology annotation, biological process: protein transport to vacuole involved in ubiquitin-dependent protein catabolic process via the multivesicular body sorting pathway. The transcript has 2 exons. The record is from RefSeq and is a predicted model, not a curated record. Gene Ontology annotation, molecular function: protein homodimerization activity; structural molecule activity. NCBI's taxonomy places the organism in Eukaryota, Metazoa, Arthropoda, Insecta, Diptera, Drosophilidae.
UGGUCGCCAAGUUCUUGCCGCACACACAGAUGUUGCAAAAUUAAAAGACAAAAGAAAAACAAAUUAAUAAAUAAAUAAAUUUUAUUAAAUCCCUUUCCCCCUUAGAAUGAGCGAUUUCCAAUGGCCCUGGGAGUAUACAUUUCCCCCGUUCUUCACUCUCCAGCCCCAUGAAGAAACCAGACAACAACAAUUAAAAGUGUGGGCGGAUCUCUUUCUCAAAUACCUCAAACAUCUCAAUAGAUUUACACUCAGCAUUAAUGAACAGAACUUUCCACUCUAUCACAAUGAAACACUCAAACGACGCCUAUCGCCGGAAUUGAUAUUAUUGAUAUUGGAGCAACUGCAGCAAAGUGGCCAUGCCGCGCCACUGGACAAAAGGCGUCAAGAGUGGCAAGUGUAUUGGUAUACUCUAGAAGAGUAUGGCAAUAUGGUCUACGAUUGGAUACAGGAGACAGGACAAACGAAUAGUAUUUGUACUCUCUACGAGAUUGCCUCGGGUGAGAAUACCACACAGCAAUCCUUUCAUGGAGUUGAUGAAGCGGUCCUGGUCAAUGCCUUGCGUCUGCUGGAGGAGAAGGGCAGAUGCGAGCUCAUCGAAAUGGAUGGCAGCCAUGGUGUUAAGUUUUUCUAAUUAAUUAUUAUUGCCUUGUUGUGAUAAUGGCCUUCUUUUUUUAUAAACAAUAAACCGAACAAAUAGAAAA